Messenger RNA from Pelodiscus sinensis (Chinese soft-shelled turtle), 2825 nucleotides. The record is from RefSeq and is a predicted model, not a curated record. Lineage: Eukaryota; Metazoa; Chordata; Testudines; Trionychidae.
AUGCAAAGCCCUCAAAAGCCAAAUUUGACCUUUAAAAUGGAUGAUGAUGAUGAUGAUGGAAAUAUUAUUAAGGCAGCGGAGGAAGCAUCAAGAGAGAAGGGAAAGGAAGAUAAAGUGUUUUUACACUUGUGUGCUUGUGUUUCAGAUAAGAAGAAAGUGAAGACAUUUGAGCAGCCCUCCCCACCAAUUCAAGAGGAGCCUGAGCCUGUCAGCUCAGUUCUGCAAGGAGAUGAGAUCCAGGCUCUGGCAAUCAAAGUGGAAGAUCUAGAAAAGCUUCAUACUCCACGCCUUCCCCAAGAAGGGGAGAAAACUCCUAUUACCAGGAAAUUCCUCAUUCGAAGACACAAACCCCAAGAGGCUGGGAAGAAGGCCCAGCUCCUGGUAGCAUAUCCUAUUGUUGCUGAAGCAUCCAAGAAACCAUUGAAUUACUCUGGGCCAGAAGGACCAUUUGUUGAUAACCGUGAACAGAUACUCCCCCACAACAUCUUAGGAAGUCUCCAGGAAUUCAAGAGAGAAGCCUUAGCUAGAGGAAAUGCUGAGUUAGCUGAGCUGAUUGCAGAUUCACAUCUGGAUGGUACAGUGGCAGCUUUAGAGAAGUUCAGAGAGAAACAUGGUGAAGGAAAGAAGAGAAAGUCUCUCUGGGCCCCACCAUUGCAGCACAGGGCCCUCCAGAACUGGCAUCAUAAUGUGGCACUCAGGAAGAAGCAGCAGAGAGUUCUGAGUAAGUUUCUUCGGAAACCAGAAAAUGAGCUGCUGAUGAAUCUUUCAGAGGAUUACCGCCGAAUCCGGAGCCUCCCUGCUCUGCACUAUGGGAAGGGCUUCCGUGUAGGAAGUGAGUUCUGGAGCCAACCUAAGUGUAUUGGAGAUGAACUCACUGGUCUGAUAAUGACAUUGACCCAGAAGGAGCGGGCACUGAACUCAGGUGUGAUUAAUUCCACAGGUUGCAGCUCUUCAAAGGAGCCUCCUUUCCGUUUCACCUGGGAUAAGAGUCUCUUCUUGAAGUAUCGGCGAAAGGAGCUAAAAUCCAUCCUAGAGGAGCUGGAUUUUAAUCACCCUGACCUAGAUGGCCUGGAAGUGAUUGGUAAAGGGCAGCCUUUCACUUCUGUUUCAGCACAGUGUUUUCCACUGUGCAAGGAAAAUAAGGAAGUCACCACUGAAGAGACAGUGAGCCCCAGUGAUCCCCUAGAAGAUUAUCCAGAUGUGUUUCCAGAACCAAUAUUUGGUCCAUCGUUGCAGUUUUGUGGACAGCCAGCUCGCUGGAUCAACACUUCUCAUAGGGAUGAAGUUGGCAUUGCUGCCCAGCUCACCUUUGAAGUUUUGGCAGGUGAUAAAGCUGAAUCCUGCCUGAUAGUAAGCAAUGAUGGCACAGCUGCCAUAUGGUAUGAUUGGCGGAGGCAAGCCCAGUCAGUUACUUUUGAAGAGACUAAGGAGAAAGGGAUGCAAUAUUUUUAUUUUAACACCAGACCAGGUGUCAUUCUGCCUGGGGAAACUAGAAACUUUUCCUUCUUUUUCAAGUCGGGGAAAGCAGGCAUCUUCAGUGAGUCCUGGGAGUUUUGUACUCACCCCAUGUUAUUAGGAGGGGCUGCCCUGCAGGUUUCGCUGUGGGGUAUUGCUGUGUAUGAGGAUAAGUUUGCUGGCCUCAGAGAUGAAUUGGAGAGGGAGCUGGCUGUACGAGAAGUUGCUGUCAUAGUACAGGAGAAUCUGAAGGAGCUGCUUGAUCGAAUUCGGACACCAGAGCGAGUUCCAUCUCCUGUGGAUGCUUACAUCACAGAGGAAGAGUUAUUCCACAGAAAGAAUCCAGAGUUGCAUUAUCAGCACCAAGUGGUGAAGGAGCUUCAUGAAUUAUGGAGACAACACAUGAACCCUCCCUUGACUUCAGAGGAAGAGGAGAUUUUGCGCCAGAAGAGCAUAGUGCAGCUAGGCUCGGGCCAGAGGAGUGCUGUGGACAUGGUACGUCAGAAGAGCAUUACUGGGGAGAUGACACAGCUGAAGAGUGCUGUGGAAGAGAUUCCAUGUCAGAAGAGUAUUGUGGAGGAGAUCCUAAGCCAGAGCAUUAAUGUGGAGGAAGGAGAAGUGAGCCAGCCAGAGUGGAACCUUUCCUUGGAGGAUUUUAAACAGGCUUUGCAGUUAAUCCCUGAGGAGGAAAAACGAGAAGCAGCCCUGACCCAGCUCAAUAAGGCAGCAUUGGAGCUUUGUGUUGAACAGAGGCCAACUCAGUCAGACCUCCCAUACCAAACAUGUUUUCAGCUUUGGCGUGAAGUACUUGAUGGUCUGGUGAGCCGCUCCCUAACGCUGAGAUCCCUGCUUGGCAUGCCUGAGAAGGACAUUUAUGUAGAAAAUGUUCCAGAGGAAAUAGUGGAUCUGAAGCAGAUUGCUAAAGGAGGAAAGGAGGACCGGAAAGUCUUGCAGAAAGAAGAGAAGAAGACAGCUGGGGGGAAGGAAAAAGAGGAUAAAAAAGGAGCAACAAAGUCAACAGGAAAAGACAAAGAGGAACGGCCAAACAGCAGGAAGACAAAAGGGAAAGAUGAGAAAAGAGUGAGAACUCCAAGUUUUUCACGGGAGGUGAAAGAAUUAAUACAGCUGGAUAGCAUAGAAUCAGACCAAUAUGCUCGCCAAGAACAAGUAGAUCCUGCUGUACUUGAGAAAUACCAUGAAAAACUUUAUGUUGAAGUCUAUAGCCUGCUGGAUUCUAUGAUAGACAGUAUGGUUUUUCUACUUGAAGAUCUAAAGAGGGAUGCCCAAGAGCAGAAGAGUGAAGCAUUUUCUGUCUAAAAAUACAUUGUUGUUGUUCUUUCUAAAGAAAGAAAUAUCCAUGUUUAUAUUAA